CCCUCCCCACAGCUCACUGUCAGUCUGUCACAGCACGGCCGCCUCAAAAGUCGUAACUCUCCAGUCCAGGCUUCACCCUCUAGAGUUGCGACGGGCAUGAGCUCCGCGGCGGCGGCGAUGAUGGGGGCGGGGAAGGUGGUGUGCGUCACCGGCGCGUCGGGGUACAUCGCGUCCUGGAUCGUCAAGUUGCUCCUCGCCCGUGGAUACACCGUCCGCGCCACCGUGCGGGACACCGCUGAUCCAAAGAAAACAUUGCACCUGAGUGUGUUGGAUGGAGCUAAGGAUAGGCUGCACUUCUUUAAAGCAAGUCUGCUAGAAGAGGGCUCUUUUGAUGCUGCAGUUGAUGGCUGUGAAACUGUGUUCCAUACUGCUUCUCCCUUUUAUCACAAUGUCAAGGAUCCUAAGGCUGAGUUACUUGACCCAGCAGUUAAGGGAACACUCAAUGUUCUUGGUUCAUGCAAGAAAGCUUCUAUCAAAAAGGUGGUUGUAACAUCAUCCAUUGCUGCUGUUGCCUACAAUGGGAAGCCAAGAACUCCUGAAGUUAUAGUUGAUGAGACAUGGUUUUCUGAUCCACAUAUUUGUGAAAAGAAUCAGCAAUGGUAUGUUGUGUCCAAGACGCUUGCAGAGGAGGCUGCUUGGAAGUUCUCUAGGGAUAGCGGAUUUGAGAUUAUUACGAUAAACCCAGCAAUGGUUAUUGGACCCUUGCUGCAGCCUACACUAAAUACUAGUGCUGAAGCAAUCCUAAAGCUAAUCAAUGGGUCAUCGUCUACAUAUCCCAAUUUCAGCUUUGGAUGGGUGAAUGUUAAAGAUGUUGCCCUGGCACAUAUCCUCGCAUAUGAAGUUCCCUCAGCAAAUGGAAGAUAUUGCAUGGUCGAAAGAGUUGUUCACUACUCAGAAGUUGUCAACAUCAUCCGGAAGAUGUAUCCCACAAUUCCUCUUCCAGAGAAGUGUGCAGAUGACAAACCGUUUGUCCCAACGUAUCAGGUAUCAAAGGAGAAAAUAAGAAGCUUAGGCAUCGAGUUGAAGUUGAUUCCACUGGAGACGAGCAUCAAGGAGACCAUCGAGAGCUUAAAAGAGAAGGAUUUGUUCGUUUUGACUAGCAAUCUGUGAAACAGAAAAAGGCAAAAGCUUGAUAUUGCAAGAUCUGUGGCAUGUACCAGACUGCACUUCACAUGGUAUGCCUAGAAGUUUCUUGGCCUGUAACUGUACGGUGAUCUGAAAUAAACGAGGCAUUAUGUAGUUUUCGGACCUGUUAUAUGUUUAGAGGCGGAUGGAUAACUCGAUUUGGGGAUGGAAAUGAUGUUUCCAGCCUGACUAUAGCUAUUCAAGGACGCUAUGCCUUAGCAACCGAUA
Messenger RNA from Setaria italica (foxtail millet), 1353 nucleotides. Its product is annotated as cinnamoyl-CoA reductase 1. The record is from RefSeq and is a predicted model, not a curated record. NCBI's taxonomy places the organism in Eukaryota, Viridiplantae, Streptophyta, Magnoliopsida, Poales, Poaceae. The coding region runs from base 97 to 1110 and encodes 337 amino acids. The transcript has 6 exons. Gene Ontology annotation, molecular function: oxidoreductase activity, acting on the CH-OH group of donors, NAD or NADP as acceptor.